Molecule: messenger RNA, 1476 nt
Organism: Acanthisitta chloris (rifleman)
Lineage: Eukaryota; Metazoa; Chordata; Aves; Passeriformes; Acanthisittidae
Gene: TMEM200A
Product: transmembrane protein 200A
Exons: 1
Coding region: 1-1476 (491 amino acids)
Source: RefSeq, a predicted model, not a curated record
AUGAUAGCAACCGGAGGAGUCAUAACAGGACUGGCUGCCUUAAAAAGGCAGGACUCUGCCAGAUCUCAACAACAUAUAAAUCUUGCCACAGCACCAGCUUCUGAGGAGAAAAAACCAGUUAAACGCCGGCCCAGGACAGAUGUAGUAAUCGUCAGGGGCAAAAUCCGUCUCUAUUCUCCAUCAGGAUUCUUUCUUGUUUUGGGAGUGCUUAUCGCAUUCUUUGGAAUUGCAAUGGCCAUCCUUGGAUACUGGCCCCAAAAGGAACAGCUUUUAGGGUCUGAAGAUAAGCUAUCUGUAAAUGAAACUCGGAUCCUGAGAAGCCAAGGAAGCAUUUUAAUUCGCUUCUUUGAACAGCAUGUGCACUCGGAUAAGAUGAAAAUGCUGGGCCCUUUUACUAUGGGCAUUGGAAUCUUCAUUUUUAUUUGUGCAAAUGCCAUUCUGCAUGAAAACCGUGACAAGGAAACAAAAAUAAUACACAUGAGAGACAUAUAUUCCACUGUAAUAGACAUCCACACCCUAAGGAUCAGGGAACAAAAGCAGCUGAGUGGUGCCUUCACUGGCUUGUUGGGGGAAGGAGAACUCAGGAGCAGCGGGAGCUCGUGUGCAUCACGGCUGGCUGCAAACACGGUUACGCCUUUCUCUGGCUUCAAGAGUAAUCUCAGAAUAGACAGUUCUGCUGAAGAAGAUGAGAUUACUCCAAAUGAAGAUAGGACCACUGGUAGCCUUCUGCCACCUCUGCUGACUGAGCAAUCUGGUUCAGUUUUUGGACUUUACCCUCACUCCAGCAAGACUUCAGAUGACAAAAACAUGAGCUCUAUAAAGUGUGAAACAAAAUCCAUUGUAUCAUCUUCCAUUAGUGCUUUCACACUGCCAGUAAUUAAACUGAAUAACUGUGUUAUUGAUGAGCCCAGUAUAGACAACAUAACUGAGGACUCAGAGAUCAUUAGGAGUCACUCUAGAAAUCUGUCAAUGGAUUCUCUGGCCAUUCCACUAGCUGAUGCCAACGAAUCCUACAGACCUGUCGCUGCCAUGCUGCCACGACACAACUCAUUUGUGGACACUCCUUCUGAUCAGUUCAAAUCUUCUAUGACUCUCGGACCAAGCACGGGAAAGCUUUUAUCUCCUGGUGCUGCCAGGAAGCAGUUUGGUUCCAACACGUCUUUGCAUCUUCUGUCUUCACAUUCUAAGUCCCUGGACUUGGACAGGGGUCCAUCUACACUCACUGUCCAAGCUGAACAAAGGAAACACCCCAGCUGGCCCCGACUGGAUCGAAGCAACAGUAAAGGAUAUAUGAAACUAGAAAACAAAGAGGACCCAAUGGAUAGGUUACUUGUGCCACAAGCAGCAGUGAAGAAAGACUUUACUAAUAAGGAAAAGCUUCUUAUGAUAUCAAGAUCUCAUAAUAAUUUGAGUUUUGAACAUGAUGAGUUUUUGAGUAACAACCUGAAGCGAGGAACUUCUGAAACAAGAUUUUAA